This is a messenger RNA of Gigantopelta aegis, 3442 nucleotides long. RefSeq names its product zinc finger and BTB domain-containing protein 11-like. The transcript has 4 exons. The record is from RefSeq and is a predicted model, not a curated record. Lineage: Eukaryota; Metazoa; Mollusca; Gastropoda; Neomphalida; Peltospiridae. The coding region runs from base 150 to 3308 and encodes 1052 amino acids. Gene Ontology annotation, molecular function: protein binding.
UCUUGGCACACGGAGAUGACGCAGUCAGUAUUUCCGGUGAUGGCGCAGGGACCAUUUCAAGAUAACUGAUGUGGCUGAAUCAGACAUUUUUAGAAAUAGUGUAUGUAAAUGGAUUUAAUAACUGUUGAAUUGUGAGUGACUACUUGAAAAUGAUGGAGACAACCUCUGAUAGACAUCCAGAAACAGUUUAUCCGGAAGGUUCUGUCCAGAAUGACAUGCCCAUAAUAUCUCAAUCCAUCAUGCCGGUAGUCUCUAGGCAGUCACUGCAUGAGUACCUGCUUGACAGGCUGUUUGAACUAUAUGAAAAACAGGAAUUUUGUGACCUGGUGUUUGAGAUCAAAGGCGUCAAGUUCUUCUGCCACAGAAUCGUGAUUGCUGCCUGGAGCCCGGUCCUGUUCAACCAGCUUUAUGGCCAGGAUGUGAAGAAGGAGUUUCUGAAGCUCCAGUUUGACCACCUUGAUGUGUUCUCCAGCUUCAUCAACUACAUGUACUCAGGCUACAUAGACCUCCAGGAGACAGACCUCAUGCAGGUCCUCCGUCUGGCAUCCAGCUUCCAGGUGGAACCCUUGAGACUCUCCUGUGAAGCGGUCAUAAGGUGUAACCUGCAUGUUGGCAAUAUCAUAACCACGUACAGCAUAGCAUGCAAGUUCAAGCUGACAGCUCUGGAGGAGGAUGCAAUAGCAUUCCUUCAGAUGCAUCUCCCUGAUGCUGUUAAGGAAGAUGGCUUUCUUAACCAAACGGCGAUCAGAUUUAACACCUUCCUGUCGAGUGGAUCAGUUCAGAAACUGAAGCCAGAGAUUAAGCUGUUCUUGAUCAUCAGCUGGUUGUGUUACGAUGUGGUGCAGCGAGAACAGUAUUUUGUCGCCCUUCUCCAGCAUAUUAACUGGUCGACUGUGGCUCACGACUUCCUCAUUGAAAUCAGUCAGACGGAGAACUUCUUCACCACCAAUGAAUCUAGUCUCUAUCUCCUUCUGCAAACCCUACACACGUCUUCUAUAUCAUUGGGGCCAUACGUCGAUGCAUUCCCAGGUUUGAGGAAUAAGUACUUUGACCUCUUGGGUCAAGUCGUAAAGAACAGUUCCUUGGAAGUAAUUCAUGAAGAAUACUUUCCAGUUCCUGUGACCCAGAUCUCGAAUCCACAGGAAAAACCUCUCCUGAACAAAUCGCACAGUAAAGGUUUAACCAAGAGUGUUCAGACUACAUUUUUGUCCUCCCUGACAGAAAUGCACAAUAACAUAUGGAACAUGGACAUGGAUUUUAGCGAGUCAUCAUUUGUAAACAAAGAACAAAAUGGUGCUAAAUUUAAUAAAUUUAAAACAGCUAAUGUGUCUAAACCUGUGAAAAGAAAAGGUAGAAAGAGUAAAAAGCAGAGAAAAGACGUUGAAGAAGCAAUAAAAAUAUAUUCUGAAGUGAAUGAUGGAUCAGAAUUGAAAGUUCCACCACUAAAACUUCACAGGUCAAAAAUGAAGAUAAAAAAAGAUGAAGAAAAGAAUGCUACUUAUACCCAAGUAGAGGAAAUUAAUACAAAUGUAUCAGAAAAAAUGGCUACUCGAAGAAAGAGGGCUAGAAAAAAUAUUCCAGAAAAGAAAGAACAUCGCAGCGAUGAGCUACCUGACACGUUUGAAGCAGACGACAACAGUAGUAAUCCUAAGCCAUUAGAUGAUGAAUCGAGCCAUUAUUAUGACCAGGACUUCCUUGAUAUGGGAGAUCAUUCUGAUUAUGAAGUUGAUGACGAUGAUGUUGAUGAUGAUGGUGAUGAUUAUGAUGAUCCUUCAAAUGACAAAAAACAUCUGUUUAAGAAAAAAACAAAAAUGUCUGUUAAAAAAGUGUCAAGAUCUGUGAGGACAGCGCGUGUAGAAACCGGAACGAGGCAAAGAUUAAAGUCACGGCUUGCGACUUGCCGACAGCUGGGUCGACCCAAGAAAUACAGCCAGCCCGUGAAGCAUCGGGUCUGUAAGGAAUGCGACUACGUAGCCGCGAGCAACGAACGAAUGGCAAGUCACAUUGAGAAGGUUCACACUGUGGGGACCAUGUUCACGUGCACGCUGUGUAAAUACGAGUGUAAGUGGAACAAAAACUACUACAACCACAUGAGGCAGCAUUUCCCCGGCCCGCCCUUCGAGUGUGACCAGGAAGGCUGUACGUUCCAGGCGGAAAGGAUUCAGCUGCUGAUCCAGCACCGGGCGCGGCACUUCGGGGACCGGCAGUUCCCGUGUAAGGAAUGUGGCCUGCGCUUUCUGUCGAGAAACAAUCUCCUCGCACACAAGAAAACACACACAGGUUUGAGGCCUUAUGAGUGUGGAGUGUGUCAGAGGUCAUUCGCAACCAAGAAUACCUUGUCUCAACAUAUGGUUGUCCAUAGCGACGAUCGUCCGUAUCUGUGCGACACCUGUGGCUUCUCGUCCAAGUACCAGUCUCACCUGAUCGCUCACAGGAGGAUACACACAGGUCAAGUGUUUCACUGCCAGUUUCCACAGUGUGCAUAUUUCACUCCCAAGCGGAGCCAGCUUAAAGGUCACAUGCGAGCCCACUUGGGGAUCCGACGUCAUGUGUGUAGUCAGUGUGGCAAGGCGUUCGUGGAAAAAAGUCAUCUUACGCGGCACGAACGUCUCCACAACAGUGAACGGCCUUACAAGUGUACAAAGUGUGAUUACCAGUCGACGCGGAGAGACAAACUCCGCGAACAUGAAAAGAAACACAACGUCGUAGAAUCGACAUUAAAAUCGCCAAAACUGAGACGCCGGUCACGUAAAAAUAACAACAGUGACUGGCUGCCACCAUCAACAACGGACGAUGUUGAAGGGACACAGUUGAUGAAGAUUGCUCGUAUUGUGGCCGGUGAGCAUGGUUACCAUCGGAAACUGCCCCCUCCCCCACUUCCUCCUCCUUCAAGUGAUUCUCCUGCCUACCUGUCUCAGUUCAGCCAGCAGAUGGCGCCCUCCAUUUUGAGAGAGACCCAGGUCCCAGAGCAGCAGACAGCUCAGCAGGUGACCAUGAUGAACAGCUCAACUGUGUCUCCACAGGAACAGCUGGCGCACUCCACCAACAUAGACUCUGUGGCAGUGACGCAGGCGCUCAUCGUCUCUCACAUCAGUGGUGGCGGAGGUGGGCAAGUCGCCACGCAGCAUACGCCACAGCAGCAGUUCUUACAGCAAGGUGCUAGUCACAGUAUUCCUGUAGCUAUGGCGGACAUUGCAGGGCUGGUGUCCAUGACAACGCCAUCCACUUCAGGAGUAGUGACAGCUUCAGGUGGACAGCAGAUGCAGCAGGAAUAUGACAGUCUGGGAAAUUUCAUGACAUUUCUCUAACAAACCCUGGGUUUUAUUGUCAUGAAUAUGAUUGUGCUGUCUGCUUUAUUUAUGUGCCAAAAUUAUUUUACAUUAAUAUGAAAUACAACUGCACGUGUAUGUAUAAAUUAACAGGAAUAAAUUUGUACAAAGUG